Carassius auratus (goldfish) is the source of this 1094-nucleotide messenger RNA. RefSeq lists its product as uncharacterized. Gene Ontology annotation, molecular function: G protein-coupled receptor activity; bitter taste receptor activity. NCBI's taxonomy places the organism in Eukaryota, Metazoa, Chordata, Actinopteri, Cypriniformes, Cyprinidae. Gene Ontology annotation, cellular component: membrane. The coding region runs from base 124 to 1020 and encodes 298 amino acids. The record is from RefSeq and is a predicted model, not a curated record. Gene Ontology annotation, biological process: G protein-coupled receptor signaling pathway; sensory perception of taste. The transcript has a single exon.
UUUACUAGCCUAUUUUACUUUGACCUUAUAUCAUUUAUUGGUUGUAAUAAAAGCCUGGCUGUAUCAGGAAGAGCAGGACAUUUGCAGGAUUGUCAACACAACGGAUUCGAGGCGACAGUGAAGAUGGAGCCAUGGCUAUAUGCUUUGCUCUCCGGUCCCCUUUGCCUCACAGCAACCUUUUUCAGCGUCAUCUUCUUUUUUAGCCUAAUGAGACCAGUCGCUGGAGUGAUGCUUCGCAAUCCACUGCGCAUCUUGUUAAUUGUUCUGUUAUUUAAUUCAACAUUUCAACAACUGUUUACUGCGCUGACCAUUAUUAUGCUUUUUUUCGAUUCACCUUUCUGGCUUGAACCAGUAACCAGAGCUUUGAUUUAUCAGUUUUUCUGCGGCAACUUCUCAUGCAAUGCCUGGAUCAGCAUUUUCUACUACAUUUCAAUUGUUCCUCAACAACAUCCCAUUUUUGUCUGGAUUAAGAGGAAUAUUAACACCAUAUUAUAUGUCAGCCUUGUUCUGAAUCAAAUAGUGCUUCUAAUUUCUUUGUCUAUUGGAACAGCAGUGCAUUUAUUGGUUGGGUCUGUCCCAAACAAUUUCACCUCACUUGAGAUGAAUAAAACAUCACCAGCUGACCAGGAUUUAUUUAAAGUAUGUAAAUUCACAUAUUUGCUAUAUUGCGCCUCUUCACUCUUCACAUUAUUAUUCUCUUGGGGAAAAAUAUUUGUUUAUCUACGUGAGCAUUUGAAAAAGAUGGGACAGUGCAGUGAAUCUUUUUCCCUGCCCAAGCAGAAGAGCCAGAUGCGGGUCACAGUAACAGGCAUGGUACAAACGGCCAUAUUCCUUCCUAGCAGCCUAUGGACUAUAGCAGUUGCUUUCAUCUACUUCAAAAUGGCUGAUCCCAACAAAUUAAUCACAAUGACAUUCUGCUCAAUGUCCAGCUUGGGAAAUCUUCUGUGUUUUGGAUACUCCCAGUCUGUGUUUCGUCAUGGAAUUGUAAGUGUAUUUAACAAACUAAAGAGACACAAAUGAGAUGAAUGCCAUGUUUUAGGAUUCUGGAUAUUUCUAAUACAUUUUCAUUCUAUCUGAUGUAAGCAAAUGUAUGU